CUGGCCUGCGGUGCACUGUUCUCCUACAGAGCCAUGUUGCUGUGGUCAGUAUGGAGUGUAAUUUUACUACUGACGACAGUGGAUGCUGCAGAGGAGGAAGAUGUGAGAGCAGGCUGCAGCACGGCUGUCAAUGACCUGGUAUACAUCAUUGAUGGCUCAUGGAGCGUUGGCGUCUCGGACUUUGACACUGCCAAGCAGUGGCUCAUCAACAUCACCAGCCAGUUUGAUAUCAGUUCCCACUACACACAGGUGGCUGUGAUACAAUACAGUGACACACCUCGGCUGGAGAUUCCUCUUGGGAAACACCAGGGAGUAGCAGAGCUCAUCAAGGCCAUACGGAGCAUCAGCUACCUGGGAGGAAACACACAGACUGGCAGGGCCAUCAAGUUUGCAGUGGACCACGUGUUUGCCUCCUCCCAGCGGGGCAAUCUGGUCAAGAACCGCAUCGCUGUGGUGGUUACAGAUGGCAAGUCACAGGAUGAUGUGGUUGACGCCAGCAUGGAGGCUCGAGCACAGAGUAUUACUGUAUUUGCUGUGGGAGUUGGCACUGAGAUCACCACUUCAGAGCUGAUCUCCAUUGCCAAUAAACCUUCAUCUACCUAUGUCCUGUAUGCUGAAGAUUACACCACCAUCGAUCGUAUUCGAGACUCCAUGGAGCAGAAGCUUUGUGAAGAGUCUGUUUGUCCCACACGAAUCCCAGUGGCAUCCCGUGAUGAGAAAGGCUUCGAGCUGAUGGUGGGCAUGAACAUUCAGACCAAGGCAAAGAAGAUCCCUGGCUCUUUAGUUUCUGAGACUGCCUAUGCCCUUGCUGCCUCCACAGACAUUACUGAGAACACCAGGGAGAUUUUCCCAGAAGGACUUCCUCCAUCGUACGUGUUUGUGUCCACUCUACGUCUGAAAGGGAUCUCUAGCAAGCUGUCCUUUGACCUUUGGAGGGUGCUGUCAAAGGAUAAGGCGAUUCAAGCUGCAGUAACACUGAGCGGAAAAGACAAAACUGUUACCUUCACCACCACCAGUACGACAGAGAAAGAGCAGAAAGCUGUCUUUAAAACAGGCUUUCAGACUCUUUAUGAUGGAAAAUGGCAUCAGAUUAAAGUACUAGUGAGGCAUCGCCAGGUCACCGGUUUCCUUGACGACCAGCGCAUCCAGGAACUAAUGCUGAAACCGGUGGAGCCAAUUUACAUCAAUGGGGAAACGCAGGUGUCUAAGAGGCGAGGAACAGACAUCACUGUACCUGUGGAGAUUCAGAAGCUGCGUCUCUACUGUGAUCCCCAUCAGAGCGAGAGGGAAACAGCUUGUGAAAUCUACUCCGUCGAUGAUGAAAGGUGCCCUCUGAAUAGAAGUGCCACAGUGGAAGAAGAAGACUGCGAUUGUGUAGUCGGCCCACCAGGACCCACGGGUUCACCAGGUGAGAAAGGGACACAUGGGCCACGAGGGCCUGAAGGCAAGCCUGGUAAAGAAGGAAAACCUGGUGAUCCUGGCCCCCAGGGGUUUCCAGGGAUGAAGGGUGAAGCAGGUCCGACAGGAGCAAGGGGAGCACCUGGUCCUAAAGGUGCAAAGGGAGACAGAGGCGAGCCAGGCUUAACAGGAGAACCAGGUCUCCCAGGACCUAAGGGUCUCCCUGGUGAGAGAGGAGAGCCAGGACCUCCAGGAGAAGCUGGGCCGAUGGGGGAGCCUGGAGCUCCAGGCCAUGUCGGACUGGUUGGCGCGCUGGGACCAAAGGGAGAGAAGGGUGAUACUGGGCCAACUGGUGCUGCUGGAGCUCAAGGUGCCCCGGUGAGUUGA
Messenger RNA from Maylandia zebra (zebra mbuna), 1785 nucleotides. Lineage: Eukaryota; Metazoa; Chordata; Actinopteri; Cichliformes; Cichlidae. The record is from RefSeq and is a predicted model, not a curated record.